Rhagoletis pomonella (apple maggot) is the source of this 736-nucleotide messenger RNA. RefSeq lists its product as uncharacterized. The coding region runs from base 16 to 615 and encodes 199 amino acids. NCBI's taxonomy places the organism in Eukaryota, Metazoa, Arthropoda, Insecta, Diptera, Tephritidae. The transcript has 4 exons. The record is from RefSeq and is a predicted model, not a curated record.
UCACACAAUCAAGUAAUGCAAUUUUACAAUGCAUUGGCACCAAAAAUUCAGUCAUGUGAUAUAUCAUAUGGAAAAUUCAAAAUCUUAUUCAUAAACGUUUUCACUAUCCUAUAUAAAGCAACCACGCUCUGUCCGUUUAAACUGGGCAAUGACCUGAAGCUUGUCCAAAAUGUGCUUGGCAAGUCUUGCUGCAAUACAAUACUCGCACAAUUAUUUAUCUUAUUCGUAACAUUGGUAAUUUUUGCGAAAUUUCUCUUCAGUUAUUUGGGACUAGCAGCUAACAUUAUAGCUUUAUUUCCCAUUUUGGUCGAAGACGCUCCCGACCUAUUGCUACCGUCAAUUUUUAGUCAAAUAAUAGAGAACAUAUUAUUUUGCGUCCUAGAUAUUUUAAUUGGCGGCAUAACUGUUCGCUAUUUCAUACCAUGCAAAAGGCCGCUGUUAGUCAUAUUUGCGAUCAAAAAUAUAAUCAAGUUAACCGUUUGUAUAUCAGCGCUCAAUACCUACAUAGACCUAUACAAUAAUCUAAAGGAUCGCGUGGAUGACAAUGAAUCGAUAGCAUUACUACAACCGAUGGUUGAAAGUGAAUUAUUUUUGCGAAAAGAAAGUUUGGUUUGACAACAAAAAAAUAAAAAUAAAAAACGAAGGGUAAAUAAAUUUGUAUACAUAUGUACAUAUGUAUAUCACCUACCGGUGGCAUCUUAUUGACAUCAGUGAUCUGUAUGUUAAGCAGUCCACG